Trichomonas vaginalis G3 is the source of this 2925-nucleotide messenger RNA. Its product is annotated as armadillo (ARM) repeat-containing protein family. The record is from RefSeq and is a predicted model, not a curated record. The transcript has a single exon. NCBI's taxonomy places the organism in Eukaryota, Parabasalia, Trichomonadida, Trichomonadidae. The coding region runs from base 1 to 2925 and encodes 974 amino acids.
AUGGAGGACAAAGCUAAUUAUUUUAUCAGUCUUGUUGAGAAGUCUUUGCAACCUAAUCAAGAAUUAAUCAAUCAAGCGACAGAAGAGCUCUUUAAUCUCAAAAAUGAUCCAGAUUACUAUAAAAUAUUAUUAUUCGUUAUCCAAGCAAACGGGAAGGAUACAAAAUCAGCAUUAACAUAUCUUUUAAAAUACAUUAGAGAAAGUUUAAGUACAUUUCCUCCAGAAAUUUCGAAUGAGAUUUAUCAAUUCUUUGUACAAUACGCAGCAGCUGGUGUUGAAGAUCAAUAUCAAAUAGACGUUUCAGAAAUAUUGUUUAUUUUACAAAAAUCAAUUAGCGAUUGGGAAAAUUACAUUCAAUUUGUUCUAAACUGCGAACCAUCAUUAGCUUUGAGGCUUUUAAACAGUUGCUCAGUUGCUUUGGACCCAACAAUCAUUGAAGCUCAUGGUCCACAACUUUUAAUGUUGGCCUCUCAAGUUUUUGAAGCUACACAACUUAAACAGAUCAAAGAAAUUACUUCCAUUAUAUUAAUGUGCGACGAUCUACCUUGUUUUUCAGAAUUUACACAACAAGGAUUAAUUAUUAUCGAAACAGGCUUUACAAACCUUUCAGAGAAACCAGAUGAUGCAAUACAUUCAUUAUCAAUGAUCUUGGCAUCCUUAAUUUCUCAUCAAUUCAUCAGUGAAGAGUAUUUUGCAAAAUAUCUUAAUGAAUUCAUCCAAAAUCAAGAAACAUUAGGUGUUGAAGCAUGCCAACAGUUUAUUGAUGGUGUGACAGAUGUAAUAGAUGUUAUUUCCGAAGAAACUCUUCUUGCAUAUGUUAAUUUCACUUUUGAAAUAAUUCUUAAACUUUUAGACAACGAUGGCAAGAUUUCCGAUGAUGUUUUCUUGAAUAUAUCAGGUGCUAUUCAAACGCGCAACAUCGGAAAUUACAUAUACGAGAAAGCCAUCGAAUUUGGUCAAUCACAAGAUUCUAUUUCCAAAAAGAUUUUGUCUAUUUGUUUGAUUGGAGUUUUGAUUGAAUACGGACCUGAUUCUAUUCAAGCAACUGUUGAAGAACUCAAGUAUUUCUUCAACUCUGCUGUUGAGACUAACGAUGAGUUGAUUGUCCAGCAGACAUUGCAUGUAAUGGCAAAAUUCAGUCAGGCGCCAACAAAAUUCAUGUCAAUUUUAAUCGACUUUUUGAGAAUUUGUUUUGACAAAAUUGUUGACGAAGAUGAAGCGACAAGGACAUUGGCGUAUUCAACAGCAGGUGAAUUGAUAGAAGCAGAAGAUGACAGUGAAACAUUCGCUACCAUUUUCGAAAUAAUUUGGUCAAAACAGUCAGAAGUUCGUGAAGAAAAUUUGACAGAUUACAUAUCGUUGGUGUCAAAAAUUCUUGGAAAUUCAGAGGAUAUCGAUGAUGAAAAAAUUGACGAAAUAUAUGAGUGGCUUGACACAAUUACAUCUGAAGAACGUGACAUCGAUGUUCGCUCUUAUUCAUUGUUAGUUAUUGGUGCAUUGAUGGUCGCCCAAAACUCUUUUAUUGAUGAUUUAGUAACAAUUGCAUCUGAUAUCAUAACUCAAACUUUACAAGGUCAAAAUGUCAAUGAUGAUUACAUUUGCAACUGUUUCAAUUUCAUGAAAACAAUCUGCAGUACAUUCAAAGCAGAUGCAGCACCUGUAAUUGAACCUUUCCAACAGAACCUUGAUGAUAUAUUACAACAUCCAGAGUCAGGAGAUGAAGAAUCCCGUGUUUUCCUGGAUGCAAUGAUUGCGGCAAGUUUUUACAUCGGUUAUUCUGGAAAUUUGUCACUUUUACAAAUAACCGUUCAAUGCAUCAUCAAAACAUUUGAGAAUUCUGUCUUUUCAUCAACCAUAAAUGCAUGUAUUGCAGCAAGUGUUAUUUCAAAGGUCUUCAAUCCAUCACAAGAUGAAGAAAUGAAUAAUUUCUUGCAUACAAACAUAGUUAAAAUAUAUGAUUUGUUGUCUGAUUGUGUAAUUAAGAGUCCAGAAACUGAUAUAAUGGAAUGCGCAUUCCAAGCAUUGAAGAAAACUUACAAGAAAGGUUUCUUGUUCGAAAAAGACCAUUUUGUUGAAGUUGCAAUCGAUAUUAUUCAAAAAUUCUUCGAUGGACAACUCAAAGUUUUCGAAGGAGUACCUGCUUUGGAGAGUCCUGUAACAAAUAUUGUUGCUGAGCCUUUCUGUGAGUUUGUUGGCAAAGUUUUGCAAUUAAACUUGCCACAAGCAAAUGAUAUUGCUGGAUACUUACUUAAAUGGCUCAAGAAUGCAGAAGGAAUGUUGGUAAUGUAUCCUAUUACAGGAGCUUUAUCUGAUGCAAUCGAAUUCUGCACAAUUGAUCCACAAAUACCAACAGAAUUCUGUGAAUAUAUCAUUUCUAUUGCAGGUCAAAUUGAUGAUCCUGAUUUGCAGCAUAAUCUUUCUUAUUUCUUGUCUCUCAUUGUUAGAAGGUUCCCCAACUUGCAUGGAAUGGUCAGUGGAAUGCUUCCUUACGUGCAGAAUUGGUUUGCUACAGCUAUUGAACAAGAAUCAGGAUACAAAGAACUUAUUGCUAAUAUUGUUUCCUUCUUCUUAUCAGUUGCAUCUGUUGAUGCAUCAUUCCCUGAAGAGUAUUUGCAGACAUCUUUGAGAUACUUCCCUCCUGCAGAUUUGGCUGAAACUGAAACCCAAAUUGAAUUAAUUGUUUCUAUUUUCAAGAGAAGCUAUUCAUUGGAAACAACUGCUCAGGCAGCUAUUGCACUUUCCAAGUUCUUUGUAGAGGCUCCAGCAAAAUCUGUAAAGAGAAAUGUCCCUGAAAAUGUUGUUUCUCAAGGAAAGGCAUUGUUCAAGACAUUAUGUAUGCAGAGCCAGGAUAUUUUGGAUGCUGUAAUGGGCAAAUACGCAAAUCAACGCCAGAAGAAGGCUAUUUUGCAACGAAUCCUUCAAUAA